Molecule: messenger RNA, 1812 nt
Organism: Acipenser ruthenus (sterlet)
Lineage: Eukaryota; Metazoa; Chordata; Actinopteri; Acipenseriformes; Acipenseridae
Product: zinc finger protein 16-like
Exons: 4
Coding region: 187-1443 (418 amino acids)
Biological process (GO): central nervous system development; regulation of transcription by RNA polymerase II
Cellular component (GO): nucleus
Molecular function (GO): RNA polymerase II cis-regulatory region sequence-specific DNA binding; DNA-binding transcription factor activity, RNA polymerase II-specific
Source: RefSeq, a predicted model, not a curated record
GGUUUAGAGUUUUUCUGCAGCCAAUAAUACGCGACGAUUCCAACCAGAAACGCCCACUACUAGUGACGCUUUCAUUUCAUUAAUUGUUUGUGCUGGGGAGAGUGUGAAGCUGCUGCUGAUUUUACAGCAUUUUAUCAUCAACAAAGCUAAUUCUGCAACACGAGUCUCAAACUAAAACCAGUGAAGAUGGACGUCAGUAUCUCCGUGUCGUUCUUUCAAGACGAGCUCGCCUCUACCAUCGAGCACGCAGUGAAAGCGGCUGUAGACACCGUCUUGUGCCAAAUCACAAAAGUUGUCGGCGGCAAAUUCACUGAAUUCCAAAUGGAAAUGGCUGGAAAGGAGAAAGAGAAUGAAAGUCUGAAGCUGAGAUUGGAAAUAUCAGAGAGCGAGUUGAAAGCAGUGCGAGAAUGCAUGAACGCUGCAGAUGCAGACAUUAAACAACCUCUCAGAAACAUGAACCCCGACUGCAAUGAACAAGACUUUCAGAGGAAUGAGAACCAGGGAUUAUUUCAAGAUCCCAAAGAGAGCCGUGCUAUACCUAAAUCUGAAGCACAGGAGGGGCCAAGGAUAGAAGCAGCGUACACACUAGAGGAGUCCUUUGACCAGGAGUGGUGUGCAAGUCUAAAGCAGGUUACAGAGCUGACAUGUGUUAAAGAUGAAGAGGUCCCUCGACUGGAAUGUGUUCCUAUUAAAGAGGAAUUCAUAGAACAGGAAUGUGUCCCCAUCGCAGAGGAAGUUCCUACUGAAAACAAUGUCUGUACACUUGAGGAGAACAACCAGCUGGGAUCCAGCCCGUGUGAUGAUUGUCCACCUGAAUGUGAACUGGGAUUUAGAGGAAUGCACGCUCCACCGGACCACACUCCAGCGAGACAGCACACUGCUGCUAAAGGAAAUCACACAGGAUGGACUCCAUUUCCCUGUGCUGAUUGUGGGAAGAGUUUCAGUUGUUUAUCAGGCCUUAAAAGACACCAACGCAGUCACACAGGAGAGAAACCUUAUCACUGCACGGAGUGUGGGAAGAGUUUCACACGAUUAGAAAGUGCUAAAUCACACCAGCGCAUUCACACAGGAGAGAAACCUCAUCACUGCACAGAGUGUGGGAAAAGAUUCAGUCGUUUAUUCGACCUUAAAGUCCACCAGCGCAUUCACACAGGAGAGAAACCUCAUCACUGCGCUGAGUGUUGGAAGAGAUUCCGUUGUUUAUCAGACCUUAAAAUCCACCAGCGCAUUCACACAGGAGAGAAACCUUAUCACUGUGCUGAGUGUGGCAAGAGUUUCACGUAUUUGAGGUCCUUCAAAGUCCACCACUCUGAUCACCAAAAAGAGAAAUCUUAUCAAUGUAGUGAAUGUCUGAAGAGUUUCAGUCACUUAUCAAGCCUUAAAAGACACCAUAAAAUUCACACAAGAGUGAAGCCCUACCCCUUUGCUGUCCCGUAUUCCUAAGCCUGGAUGAAUAAAUAUGAGACAGCAGAGCACGGGCUGGCUCUCAAGGUCAGAUGUUGUAAAAGGAAUAAUUCUGAUUAAGAGUGAAGCUGUUCUUUGUUCCAGUGAGUUAUACAGUCAGUCAGUAAAAAGAAGCAUGCUAUCAACACCUAGCAAGCAAAGUCACAGAAUGGGAAGAGCAGGCGUAACAUCUUAACUGCAACACUGCCUCCAACAUUAAGCAAGAAAAGUCACGAAAGAGGAGAGCAACGGACAACAGCCUAACAUUAGCUCAUCGUCAUGUAACUUAAAUACAAAAAAGGACAUUGGUUGGUUGCUUUUGUACAUAUGACCAUAAUUAUUGUAUUUAUUAUCCAAUUUGUUCAUUCC